AUGGCCGCAAGUUUAUUAUUCAAGCGUCAACCACCACAUAAAAAACCGUUUAGUGAUAUAAAAUUGAUUUCGCAAACAGUAAUUCACAAGGAUGACAAUAAUUUGUUCGAAGAUUGGAUAGAUCAAUCCGAAUAUGCAUCCACCUUCACUACACCAUCCUCGUCUGUCCCUUCACUCGGAAUACCACCAAUUAAAUCUUUCGAUAAUUAUAAGGAUGGUUCUCUCUCUGCUUCCUCACAAAACCUCUCUUUAAACGAUUCUUUGGGAGAAAAAAAAUCGGCAAAGAACUUUAUUAUACAGGAAUUUAGGAGCUCUGAUGGCGAGCAAGCAACUAUAAAUCAAUUAAACGAGUUAAGAUGUGUUCACAAUGGAGUUACAACUACGCCUGAUGAUUUUCUAAUAACUCCCCCACUGAGUAGCACCGAGAUCUCCGAAGCAACCUCAGAAUCCUCUUUUUCAUUCUACACAGUUUCAAGUGAAUACAAAUUAGAAUCAUUGAA
This is a messenger RNA of Acaulospora morrowiae, 500 nucleotides long. NCBI's taxonomy places the organism in Eukaryota, Fungi, Glomeromycota, Glomeromycetes, Diversisporales, Acaulosporaceae. The record is from the annotation of a GenBank genome assembly.